This is a messenger RNA of Meloidogyne enterolobii, 1445 nucleotides long. NCBI's taxonomy places the organism in Eukaryota, Metazoa, Nematoda, Chromadorea, Rhabditida, Meloidogynidae. The record is from the annotation of a GenBank genome assembly.
CGCUUUUACUUUUUUUAGAACAAAAUAUGCAUUUUGGAUCAUUAUUUAGUUUGCCACGUGGAAAUUCAGAACGCUUUAAACCUUACUCUACUUCUUCACCUAAUCGUUUAAAAUCUGUUUUACAUAAAUCUGAAUGGAAUGAUUUUCAACGAAGGCAACAAUUAAAAAUUCCGCCCAAAACUGAGUAUUUGAGCAUUCAAGAAAAAAUGGAGAGAUUGAAGAAAUUGAUUGGCUUGACUACAAAGGACACGUCAAAAACUCCAACUUAUGCGCAGUUCCACUUCGAUUCCAAUGGUCACUCCAGCUCAAAUAAUUAUCCCAACUUGCGUACAAACAAUGGGACUUCUUUGACUGGAAUUGUUCGGGCUGCAUUGUUUUCUAAAAAUAAUCAUUACAAUUCUUCCCCGUCUGUUGAUUUGGGUUUUCGGCCAAGAAAUAAUUCAGCCACGUCUGAACCAUCAAUUCCACCAAAGAAUGACAAAGCCAGCCUUCCUGACCAAGUUAAGCCACAAAUUCGUCCAAACAAUGAAGCAGUUACUCGAAGGUCGAUUUCUACUCCUUUACCAAAUACCCACCAUCAAUGGCGUUCUCAGAGGUAUAUUGAUGAAAAAGAAAAUCGUCUGAGAGCUGUUAAAGAGUUGGAAGCUGAAUUGGCAGAACGAGAGCUUUCAAGACAUAAUCGAAAAAUUAAUGAACAGGAAAUGCUUCGAUUGCGUCUUCAAGUUGAGGGACUUGUUUUGGAACGUCGUGAACCUCCUCGUGAAGAAUUUCCUGAAAUUCCAAACAACGUAAGGCAGAUUAUUAGAAUUAUUUGGAACAAAUAUGCCCCGCCCAAUGAAGUCUUUUCUAAUUUUGAUGGUGUUGAUAUAGCUCGAAAGGAUUUGUUGACUCUUUGUGGGGCAGAGUGGCUUAAUGACGAAGUUAUCAACUUUUAUAUCAACUUGAUUGUUGAUAGAAGCAAAGUCAAUAGAAAAUUACCUAAAGUCUAUGCUUUUAACACCUAUUUUUAUGUUAACCUUUCUGGAAAAGGCUUUUCGAGUGUGAAACGAUGGACAAAGAAAGUUGAUAUUUUUGACAAUCAAAUGAUUUUUGUUCCAGUACAUUUGGGUAAUCAUUGGUGUAUGGCGGUUAUUGAUUUUGAGGAACGCAAAAUUGAUUAUUAUGAUUCCCUGAAAGCUGACAACUUUACAUGCUUGGAAUUGUUAAGCAAUUAUCUUGCUGAAGAAUCUAUGGAUAAAAGAAAGAGACCAUACGACAUGACUGGAUGGGAGUUUACUUGUCGGAAGGACAUUCCGAAUCAAGGAAAUAUGUGGGACUGCGGAAUGUUUUCAAUUUUGUUUGCAGAAUAUGCCUCUCGAAGAGCGCCAAUCACGUUUUCACAGCAACAUGUUCCAUAUUUCCGUGAGAGAGUUGUUUAUGAAAUUUUGAGGAAGGAAUUGCUUUGA